AUGUACACACCGCGUACUGCACAAAUGGAUGCGGAGGAUGUCUCAUUGCUCAAUCCUUUCUUUUAUACUGGUUCUGAUUUGUCAUCACCUACAACGAUGGACAUUUGGAAUGAUAAUACCAGUUAUGUUCCUCCAAAUACAAUGACUGAACAACAACACAACUUUAAAACAUCUAUUGCAUCACCAUCAAUGACAACCAGAACCUUGGGCUUGAGCAACCCGCCAACUCCAUCAUCAUCAAGGCCAAGCCGACUAUAUGACAAUCAACAAGGAUUGAAGAAUCUACUGUUUAUGGAAGAUGACGAUGAUGAACUGGAUCUAAAGACAAAAUACUAUAUUAAGCCAUUCAAUCAUAAUCAAACAAAGAGUCAACAGCAUCAACAAACACCUAGCAGACUGUUCACUCAUACACCUACAACAUUAUCAACAGAAGAUAGUAAGCAACAGGGCAAUGGUGGAAGUAGAGCUGGUUUCACAUCAAUAUUGUCACGUCAUCCUAUGGAACAAGGUUCGCCCUUAUUCGACUCACCUCCACUUAAACCAAACAAAACAACAUCAUCUUUAUCAUCACCAUUAUCAACAACAACUACUUCAACAUAUAAUAAGCAUAAUAGAUACGCUACCAGUGGUACCAGUCCCAACCCUUCGUCGCACUCAUCCCCAUCAAUGGCACACUCGCCAUCAUCCGUCAAUACAAAGAGUGCUGGAAACUCAUCUCCUACAUUUGGAAAAGCAAUUCAACAAGAAGAGGAAGACAAUGAUCACUUUAGUUAUGAAGACGAUCAGAUCAGAGAGUUGACAACCAACGACAAUGACUACUUUGUUUGCCAAGCUUGUGGCAUGCAACAGUACCAUCAAGUUCAUCAUCAUCACCAUCAUCAACCACAACAACAACAUCAUGAGCUGGACUCGAACCCCAACUCUGAGUCUCACUCUACUCCUCCAACAUUCAACGUCAUUGAACUGCUCAUCCAGCAAUGGUCCAAGAUAUCUCAACGUGUGUCCAUGGUGGCGCUCAACGAGACUGGUGGCGGACGCGGUUCAGUCGGCCGUCCCACCACCCGCAGCGGAAUGUCCUUUUUUGUUCGCCUGUCCAUCCUGCCCUUCCUGCUCAGUGCAUUCGUUCCCUUUACAUUCUGCGUUGUCUGUUUCUUAAUCGUUCUAUCGGCUCUCUCCCUGUCCACACUGGCGGCCUUUGUAUUCCUGUUGCUCACAACACCCUUCUUCAUUGUGGGCAUUGUCGGCUUCCUCUACGUGGCCACAUUCAUCAUCAACGGUUCAAUCGUGGGUGGACAUCGAACAGUCAUAGUUCUUGGCGUCUCACUCUUUGAGCUGCUCAUAAAGUCGGUGCACUCAACCAUCAUCUAUCUGGCCAACAUGUACAAAGGUAUCAACAAUGGCAGAUCACUUCGACACAGA
Acytostelium subglobosum LB1 is the source of this 1419-nucleotide messenger RNA. RefSeq lists its product as hypothetical. NCBI's taxonomy places the organism in Eukaryota, Evosea, Eumycetozoa, Acytosteliales, Acytosteliaceae. The transcript has a single exon. The record is from RefSeq and is a predicted model, not a curated record. The annotation marks the transcript as partial.